AUGUUCGUAGCCCGGAGCAUCGCCGCUGAUCACAAGGAUCUCAUCCACGAUGUCUCGUUUGAUUUCCAUGGGAGACGAAUGGCGACUUGCUCCAGUGAUCAGAGCGUGAAAGUUUGGGACAAAAGUGAAAACGGGGAUUGGCAUUGCACUGCAAGUUGGAAGACACACAGCGGCUCUGUAUGGCGUGUCACCUGGGCUCAUCCAGAGUUUGGGCAGGUUUUGGCUUCAUGCUCUUUUGAUAGAACAGCUGCUGUAUGGGAGGAAAUAGUAGGUGAAUCAAAUGACAAACCUCGUGGGCAGAGUCACUGGGUGAAAAGAACUACACUUGUGGACAGCAGAACAUCUGUAACAGAUGUAAAGUUUGCACCUAAACACAUGGGCCUAAUGUUAGCCACCUGUUCUGCCGAUGGUGUAGUGAGAAUAUACGAAGCCCCUGAUGUCAUGAACCUCAGCCAGUGGUCUCUACAGCAUGAAAUUUCCUGCAAGCUCAGUUGCAGUUGCAUCUCCUGGAAUCCUUCAAGUUGUCGUGCUCAUUCUCCUAUGAUUGCAGUAGGUAGUGAUGACAGCAGCCCUAAUAUAAUGGGAAAAGUUCAAAUCUAUGAAUACAAUGAGAACACUAGAAAAUAUGUGAAAGCUGAAACUUUUAUGACUGUCACAGAUCCGGUUCAUGAUAUUGCCUUUGCUCCAAACUUGGGAAGAUCAUUCCACAUCCUGGCAGUUGCAAGUAAAGAUGUUAGAAUUUUCACCAUGAAGCCUUUAAGAAAGGAACUGACUACUGCAGGGGGUGUGACAAAAUUUGAAAUUCAUACAGUGGCACAAUUUGAUAACCACAAUUCACAGGUAUGGCGAGUAAGCUGGAACAUAACUGGCACGGUUUUAGCAUCGUCUGGUGAUGAUGGAACUGUUCGAUUAUGGAAAGCCAACUACAUGGACAACUGGAAAUGCACUGGUGUACUAAAAGGGGAUGGGAAUCCUGUAAGUUCCAACCAGCAAGGAUUUCUGGUUUCUUCUGUUGGAUCAACCAAUCAGAGUUUACCUAAUUCUAUCAAUGGCUCAUCUUCCAGCAGGUAA
Messenger RNA from Staurois parvus, 1071 nucleotides. NCBI's taxonomy places the organism in Eukaryota, Metazoa, Chordata, Amphibia, Anura, Ranidae. The record is from the annotation of a GenBank genome assembly.